Messenger RNA from Lactuca saligna, 765 nucleotides. The record is from the annotation of a GenBank genome assembly. NCBI's taxonomy places the organism in Eukaryota, Viridiplantae, Streptophyta, Magnoliopsida, Asterales, Asteraceae.
AUGGGUUUUGGAUCAAUUCUGCAAGUGAAUAUUACAAGUUAUCCGGGACAACUAAGCUACUAUCUUUUAGAUGUUUAUGAUGCAGAUAGUAAAAGACUUGUCCUACAAAACUCUGUUAUUGAGAUAACAGAACAAACAGUGCAUGAUAUGAUGGGGUUGCCAUUUGGUGGAGAAGACAUCAAUGAGUUACCAUUGUGUGAUAAGGGAAAUGAAAUUCUAGAAGAAUGGAGGGGACAAUAUAGUGGUGAUAAGUUCAAUGGUGAGGAGUAUUUAAGAAGAAUUCAGUCUACAACAAAGGAUAAUUUGAUGUUUAGGCUGAAUUUUUUGACCCUAUUUGUUAACAACUUCAUAGAGUCAAUGUUGAUGGGAAGAAAUCAAAUAAAAGUGGUAAGGAAAGAUUCAACGAUUGGAAAUCCGUUUGGCGGGAGGCAGUUUCGGGAUGAGCAUGAUGAUGUCGAUAUGGGCGAUGAAACAGGAGCUGAAGAACAGCAAAUGCUAAGCUUUAAGAGGGAUUUUGGAGAUGAGGAGGCGUACGCUGCUGUUAUAGAGCAUAGUUAUGGGGUAAUUCUAAUAGAGAAAAGUACUAUGGAGGUUGCGUUGAAGGAUGGUUUGGAAAAAUUCCCUCAUAGUGUGGUGCUGAAUGAGUGAAUGGAGAAAAUGAAUGAACUUUUCAAGGGAUUUUAAAAAAUCAUUGAAGAAUGAUAAGAAAAAUUAAGAGUUAAUGCAAUUGAUUCUGUUUAAAACAAAAUAUACUGGUAGAAUAUG